This is a messenger RNA of Theobroma umbraticum, 1194 nucleotides long. Its product is annotated as SKP1-like protein 21. The record is from RefSeq and is a predicted model, not a curated record. Lineage: Eukaryota; Viridiplantae; Streptophyta; Magnoliopsida; Malvales; Malvaceae. Gene Ontology annotation, biological process: ubiquitin-dependent protein catabolic process.
AGAAAACAGAAACGGUGGAACUCUUUUUCCUUUUUAAUUUUUGUUUUCCAAGAACCCUCGCAACUGUUCUUCCUUUGUAUUUGUCUUUUUCUCGCCCUUUUCGCUUCCAUAUCUUUCUCUCUUCACUUCAAGGCAUAGUGCCUGGUGGUGCAUUGUUCGUAGCUUUUUGCUUUCCGUCUAGUAAGACACGAAGAUCUGUGGAAGCGUUAGUCAUAAGAAUGCUGUUGCCCAUUCUAUUAGGAUUUCAUGGUGUGUCAGAUUGGGAAGCAUUGAUGAAGAGUUUGUAUCCACCUAACAAAGUUAACCGUUUGAAUAGGACAAAGCCAUCGUUUUCUUCAUUGUCUCCUUCUUUCUGAAUUUGGAGGUGCAAACAUCUGAAAUUGAACAAGUUUUUCAACAACCAAUUCGUGGAAUCAUCAUCAGAUGUCAGAAGGUGUUAUGGCUGUGGUAAAACCGGAGAUGAAGUCCUACAUUUGGCUGCAAACUACUGAUGGUUCAAUCCAGCAAGUGGAAGAGGAGGUUGCCAUGUUUUGCCCCAUGAUAUGCAGAGAAAUUCUUCAAACAGGCAUGGGUUCUUCCAAAAACUAUGCUAUAUCACUUCCACAACGGGUGAAUCCUGCUAUUUUGGGCUUAAUACUUGAUUAUUGUCGCUUUCAUCAAGUACCAGGUCGCUCUAAUAAGGAGCGCAAAACUUUUGAUGAGAAGUUUGUUAGAAUGGAUACAAAAAGAUUGUGUGAAUUGACAUCUGCAGCUGACAGCCUGCAAUUGAAGCCUUUAGUUGACCUAACAAGCCGUGCACUUGCUCGAAUAAUUGAAGGAAAAACUCCAGAGGAGAUACGGGAGACAUUCCAUUUGCCUGAUGACCUCACAGAGGAGGAAAAGUUGGAACCCCUCAGAAAUAUUACUGAUGACCCACGUAUUCGGCUUCUAAACCGAUUGUAUGCCAGAAAAAGGAAGGAAUUAAAAGAGAGAGAGAAACUGAAGAAUGUUGAAGUUGAGGAGGAGCGUGUGGAUGAACGCUCAGUAGAUGAUCUCUUGUCUUUUAUAAAUGGAGGAGAUCUAGACUCGAAGGGAGUUAGGACUACCAAGAAUAGAAAGAAAAAUAGGAGAAGAAAAGAGCAACUAAACACUGGGCAGGUGUCAGACUAUACAUCGAGUUACCUCUUAGCGAAGUCCUGUGUUUUGUCAAGUUGA